Lacerta agilis (Sand lizard) is the source of this 1060-nucleotide messenger RNA. RefSeq lists its product as uncharacterized. The transcript is spliced from 3 exons. NCBI's taxonomy places the organism in Eukaryota, Metazoa, Chordata, Lepidosauria, Squamata, Lacertidae. The record is from RefSeq and is a predicted model, not a curated record. Bases 239 to 754 code for a protein of 171 amino acids.
UGGAGCGCCGGGGAGGCUGCGCCGCCGUCACUCUGGACCCGCCCUCAGCUCUCCCUCCCCGCUGCCUCAGCCCCCUCGGAAGAAGAAGGGGUGGGGGACAGAAAGAAAGCCUCCCGGAGCUCUUUCGCCGUCUUCCCGCCUCCGUCCGAUCGGCACCUGGAAGGAACCUUUCUCGACGUGGAACUGGCGGCAGGUAGGCGGUGCCCCCUCGCCAAAGGAAGGGAGGGGGGAGCCGAAAAUGGGGCUUGAAAACGCAGGCCUGCUCUUUCUACCGACGACGUUGGCACCCGCGGAUUCUCCCUUCCUUAAGCCCAGUUGGGCAGGAAACAGGACUGCCAAGGAGCCGCCUCGAGGUGGCGGGCAUGGCGCUGGCCGGGCAGGCUUCGCCCGCUCCCCUCUCCCGAUAAGCAACCGGUUUCCUCGGCGUUUCGCGGCGCGGCUGAAGCAGCCCCGGGAGAAAGAAGGCGGAAAUCUGUUCCUCGGGUGGCUUCUCCGCUUUUCUCUGGCAGAAGGACAGGAGGUGCCUCUUGCUGCGGACAGAGGAGAGGAAGAGCAGUUUGAAGCCCGCCGCCCCGGACUCUCUGCUUGUUGGCACCUGAAGGGCGGCGGCGUUGGAGUGGAAAUCUCCAGCCAGGAUCCGGGACACCCGAAGAGGGAACCGCCGCGGGAGGCCAGAAGUCCAAACCCGCUGGCUCCAAGAGGCCUCCGCAAGACUAGCCUGGGAUUCUCCCAAACAAGUUCAAAGCGGAUCUAGAAGAGGAGCAGUCCAGCGAAGAGGAAUCCAGCGCGAACGGUGGAAUAACAUCUCUGAACAGCGUGACAAGGAGCAGCACGGACCCAGCCGCUGCCGGGCGGAAAGGAAAAUAAGCAACCGCAGCCGUAGAAACAAUUUUCACCCGAACAUUAUUUUUUUUAAGUGUGGAAAUGAAAUAAAGGACUGGCGCGUGGCUGCGUCUCUCCUCCUAACAACCUGUGAAGUGGGAUAGACUAAAAGAAAGAGACAGACAGACACUCUGGCCUGGUGCUCUGGGGGUCUCUCUCUGUCCCCCACGCUUGCAGC